Paramormyrops kingsleyae is the source of this 1968-nucleotide messenger RNA. It is a transcript of the gene ttll10, whose product is annotated as tubulin tyrosine ligase-like family, member 10. Gene Ontology annotation, biological process: protein polyglycylation. Gene Ontology annotation, molecular function: ATP binding; metal ion binding; protein-glycine ligase activity, elongating. NCBI's taxonomy places the organism in Eukaryota, Metazoa, Chordata, Actinopteri, Osteoglossiformes, Mormyridae. The record is from RefSeq and is a predicted model, not a curated record.
UUAUGUACAUCAUAUAUCUCUGGCAGUGCAUGUACAUGCAAGGAUAAAAGCCACUCAGAUAGAAAAACCAGAAAAGCACCUUCAGGAAACCAGGGAGGGGGCAAACUCAUGGCCCGAAGUCUGGGAGGCACGAAACCAAAAGAAGCCAAGGGGAGUGGACCUUUUUUCUUUGUGGGGGGGAGGAAUGGAGCCCCCAUAGUAACAGCAUAUUGUGAGAGCAAAGGGUGGCACCGCCUAUAUGACAAGAGAAGAAAUGACUACAUACUCAAGUGGUGUGAGAUCAAGUCAAAAAUCGCCUACAACAGUUUCAGAGAAGGACAGCAGCUGCUGUAUCAGAUCCCAAACAACAGUGUGCUGACCACGAAGAUUGGGCUCCUGAACAGCUUGAGAGCAUUUGACAGGGUCAAUAGCAAGCUCCCGCAAGGCUGUGGGCUGAGGAAGCUGAAGAUGGAGGACUUUAUCCCAGAAACAUCUCGCAUGGAUGUUAGAGAUGAACAGGAAGCAUUCUUUGCACAGCUAGAAGCUCAAUCCAUUCCAUGGAUCUGCAAGCCUACAGGACUGAAUCAGGGGCAGGGGAUCUUCUUGCUGAGGACAGAAGAGGACAUCAGGGUCUUUCAAAUCCAGCUACAGAGUCUCAAAGACCACCAAACUUCCAGGAAGUCAUACCACCAGCAGCCUUAUAUUGUUCAAAGGUACAUCCAGAACCCUCUGCUUCUCAAGGGCAGGAAGUUCGAUGUGCGAUCCUACCUUCUCAUUGCUUGUACUACACCCUACAUAGUGUUCUUUCGACAUGGAUAUGUACGACUGACCUGUGACAUCUAUGAUCCAAACUCCAGCAACCUUUCUACACAUUUAACCAAUCAGUACAUACAGAAGAAGCAUCCACAGUAUAAAGUGUUUAAGGAGGAUACAGUUUGGUCCAUGGAGUCCCUCAAUGUCCAUCUCAACCAGCAUCACUGUCAGGAUAAGGCCCUCUCACAAGACUGGGUCUUUGGAGCUUUUACAAAGCGCAUGCAGCAGAUUGUAAUGCAGUGCUUCAUGGCAGUGAAGAACAAGCUGAAUAGAAAGCUUGGCUACUUUGACCUCAUUGGCUGUGACUUCCUGAUCGAUGAAGACUUUAAGGUGUGGCUCCUGGAGAUGAACUGCAACCCCGCACUGCACAGCAGCUGCAGGGUGCUGAAGGAGACAGUGCCUGCUGCUGUUUUUGAGACCCUGGACAUAACCUUGGAGAUCUUCAAUAAGUGCCGCUGCGGCCUCCCUGUGUUCCCACUGUCCAGCCAGAGGGAGUUUGUCCUGCUCUACAGUGGAGAGGAUAAGCCUGCCCUCCCUCCGGGCAGCAAUGUGCGGGGGCCUGCCCUCCCCCAGGGCAGCAAUGUGCGGGGGCCUGCCCUCCCCAAGGGCAGCAAUGCGCGGGGGCCUGCCCUCCCACAGGGCAGCAAUGUGCGAGGGCCUGCCCUCCCCCAGGGCAGCAAUGCACAGGGGCCUGCCCUCCCACAGGGCAGCAAUAUGCGGGGGCCCGCCCUCAGGCAUGUGGGACAUCCUGGAAGGACACCAAGGAGGGAGGCCGGCCUCAGAAGGCCUGCUAUGGUGCAGCACAACCAAGCUGAGAAAACUCUUAAGCUCCCCCAGCACUGCAUAAAGAUGCCUCCUAAUGCCAAGACAACUUCUACUGACAAAAGCACUGUGAUCUCCAGGCCUGUACCCACUUUCUCCAUGGCAUCUCACUCCACAACCCAGCACUGGAAAUCCAAACCUCAUCUUCUAAGUAAAUCCCAUUCAAAACUGGCUCAGGUCCAGCAGCACUCACAAGUCAAGUUGAAUGCUAGGGUCAUAAUCAGCAGGAUCCACAAUCAUUUGCUUGCCGACCAACGACCGGAGCAGUAUCGCUUUGCACCUAAGAAGUCUACCAUCGACUGCAUCCCGGCACUGAGGGUUGUCAUCAAGUGCAACCAUCUCUUUGAGCCUUAA